UCAUAUAUUGUUGAAUGUUUUGCGCAACGCAAUAAUCCCCUCCUAUUGCGAUCAAUAUCCGUCAUUUCCCUGAGCAUCGUUCCUUCAUCUGCCUUCAUCGUUCUUUUCGUCCCAGCACAGCAAUCGAUUUGUGCAUUAAAAACAACAAAAACAAACAACAAACAACAAAAAGUUUGACAACUUUUUAUUAACGGGACUGAAAAGCGUUCAACUAAUCAUCAUAAUGACAUACGGUGGUUCAUCUGGUGGUUAUCGUAGCGGUGGUGGAGGAGGAGGAGGUUCAGGUAGCAGUGGUGGACGUACUGGAGGUGGUGGUGGCAGUAGUAGUGGUCAAAGAAACAGCUAUGGAAAUAAUGGCGGUGGUCGUUUUAACAAUAGCCGUGGUGGAAGUAAUAGUGCAAACGGUGGAUCUCGUUUUGGAUCAGCCGGAGGAGGUGGUGGUGCUCGUGGUGGUGGUAAUAAUAACAAUAAUAACAACAAUAAUAGUGGAGCUGGUAAUGCACUACGUAAACCAAAUUGGGAUCAUGAAAAUCUUCGUCCUUUUAAAAAAGAAUUUUAUGUACCACAUGCAAAUGUAUCAAAUCGUCAUCCAAAAGAAGUUGAAUCAUUUCGUAUUGAUAAACAAAUGACAUUAAAAGGUGAUAAAAUACCAAAUCCAAUUCAACAUUUUGAAGAGGGUAAUUUUCCAGAAUAUGUUAUGCAAGGACUUAGAAAACAAGGUUUUUCUGAACCAACAGCAAUUCAAGCACAAGGUUGGCCAAUAGCAAUGUCUGGUGGUAAUAUGGUUGGUAUUGCACAAACUGGAUCUGGUAAAACACUUGGUUAUAUAUUACCAGCAAUUGUACAUAUUAAUAGUCAACAACCACUUGGUCGUGGUGAUGGACCAAUUGCAUUAGUACUUGCACCAACAAGAGAACUUGCACAACAAAUACAAACAGUUGCUAAUGAUUUUGGUUCAUUAUCACAUGUACGUAAUACAUGUAUAUUUGGUGGUGCACCAAAAGGUGGACAAGCUAGAGAUUUAGAACGUGGUAUUGAAAUUGUUAUUGCAACACCUGGUAGACUUAUUGAUUUUCUUGAAAGAGGUACAACAAAUUUACGUAGAUGUACAUAUUUAGUACUUGAUGAAGCUGAUCGUAUGUUAGAUAUGGGUUUUGAGCCACAAAUUAGAAAAAUCAUUGAACAAAUUAGACCAGAUAGACAAGUACUUAUGUGGUCAGCAACAUGGCCAAAAGAAGUUAGAAAUCUUGCUGAAGAAUAUCUCACAGAUUAUACACAGCUAAAUAUUGGAUCAUUACAAUUAUCAGCAAAUCAUAAUAUUUUACAAAUUGUUGAUGUAUGUCAAGAACACGAAAAAGAAGCAAAAUUGGGAACACUCCUCCAAGAAAUUGGUAAUGUCAAUGAUGAUGGUGGAAAAACAAUAAUAUUUGUUGAAACAAAAAAAAAGGUUGAAAAUAUUACAAGAAAUAUACGUCGUUAUGGCUGGCCAGCAGUUUGUAUGCAUGGUGAUAAAUCACAACAAGAACGUGACUAUGUUUUAAGAGAAUUCAGAAAUAAAAAAGGCUCAAUUUUAGUGGCCACUGAUGUAGCUGCUCGAGGACUCGACGUUGAUGAUGUCAAAUACGUAAUCAAUUUUGAUUAUCCAUCAUCAUCAGAGGAUUAUAUACACAGAAUUGGUAGAACAGGACGUUCAUCAUCAACUGGUACAAGUUAUGCAUUUUUUACACCACAAAAUAGCCGACAAGCUAAAGAUCUUGUUAAUGUAUUAACUGAAGCUAAACAAGUUAUUAAUCCAAAACUUGCUGAACUUGCACAACGAGGUGGUGGUGGAAGUGGAAGUGGUGGAUAUGGUGCAAGAAAUCGUUGGGGAUAUGGUGGUAAUGGUGGUGGUGGUAGUCGUGGACGUGAAAAUACAUUCUCCGGUCAACAUAAAAGAUUUGAUAAUGGUCGAAGCAAUGGCUACGGUAACAGCUACUAAUUAUAAAUUUUAUUAUAAUAAAAACAACAACAACAAUGAAGAUACCGUUAGUUGAACAUCUAAAUUUAUCAAUAUCAUUCGAUAAAUUUUAUCAAUGUCUUUAUGACUUUAAAAAUUAUCAUUCUAUCGGUUUAUCGUAAAUUUAUUUAAUCUAAAUAUUAGCUGUAAUUUUUUUAUUUAUACUAAAGACCGUAAUUUUUCAUCGGAAAAAACAAAAAAAAAAUUUCAUUUUUCUUUAUUUGAACUAAAAUAUAUUAUAUUAAUAUUAUUAUUUUUUUUUUUUUUAAUUUUAAUUAUUUAAAAUUGGCGUAUUUAAUGUGCUUUAGGUUUAUUUGCAAUUGGUGAUUUAGUUAGAAAUCAAUUUAGUAAGAAAAAUAAAAGAGUUAAAUUCUCGAUGAAAAUAAGGAAAAAAAAAAAAUAUAAAAUAAAAAAAGAAAAACGAUGAGAUAAUAAAUAAUAAAAAAAAAAAUAAAAAAAAUGAGUAAAUGUCUUCUUUUUUUCUGAUAUAAAUGUGUAUUUAAAAAUCCAUGACUAUUCGACUUUUUUUUCUUUGUUAUCUUCUUGUGAACUCUUCAGUAUUCAUUCCAUUUUUAAAAAAAAUUUUUUUUUCUUGAAUGGUCAUGUUUAAAGUAUGUAAUAAUUUUUUUGAAUAUCUGUCAAAUCGAUGUGCACUCAAUUUAUUAAUACCGUAUAUCAAUUAUUAAAAUAAAAAGAAUGAAAGUAAAAAUUAAGAAAAUUUUUGUCAUGUUUAAUUAAGAAUUAAUAUUAAAAAAAGAUAAAAAAAUAAAAAAAGACAAUUGACCUGAUUAAAUAAAUAAAUAAAAAUUAAAUAAAAAAUCACUCAAAUAAAUAUUGUCUUUUUCAUUUUUUUUUUUUUUUUUUCCCACGAACAUUUACAGCCUUUAAUUCAUCAGUUUGAUUUAGAAAAUAAAAUAAGCCUACUUUGGAAAAGCUAUUUAGCCAACACCUUAAUAUUUAAAAAAUUCAUAAAUUGACAAUUUAAAAAGAUGCUGAUCCUGAUGAAUUAUUAAUACAACUGGCAAGUCAUUUCUAAAUAAUGAAAUAUCUUCCUGAGAUUUUUAAAUAA
Molecule: messenger RNA, 3065 nt
Organism: Aphidius gifuensis
Lineage: Eukaryota; Metazoa; Arthropoda; Insecta; Hymenoptera; Braconidae
Product: ATP-dependent RNA helicase p62-like
Exons: 7
Coding region: 224-1978 (584 amino acids)
Cellular component (GO): cytoplasm; ribonucleoprotein complex; nucleus
Molecular function (GO): ATP binding; RNA binding; RNA helicase activity
Source: RefSeq, a predicted model, not a curated record